Messenger RNA from Saccharomycodes ludwigii, 2433 nucleotides. RefSeq names its product Pes4p (gene PES4). Gene Ontology annotation, cellular component: nucleus; ribonucleoprotein complex; cytoplasm. The transcript has a single exon. The record is from RefSeq and is a predicted model, not a curated record. Gene Ontology annotation, molecular function: mRNA binding. The coding region runs from base 1 to 2433 and encodes 810 amino acids. Lineage: Eukaryota; Fungi; Ascomycota; Saccharomycetes; Saccharomycodales; Saccharomycodaceae.
AUGAUUUCUUCACUUGAAGAAAAUGCCGGCAUUGUUCCAAACUUAGCUUUGGAGCAUAAAGCAGAAAACACUACAACUGUCAAAACAAAUGAAAAUUUUGGAUCAGAAUCUGGUAACAAUAAAACCAUAGAUACUAAAAGUGAAAAUGCAACUUCCACCACUACUACCUCAAUUAAUAAAGAUGAGACAGUCGCCGCCAAAUUAAAAAAGCUCGUGCAAAAAAAUGAAUUUAUUCUAAAUAAUAUUCCGAUUAAUUUGGCAAAUUCUAAUCCAGCUAAUACCGAAGUAUUAACCCUCAAAACACACACGCAACUUGAAAAUACAAAGAAAAUUAAAGAUCUUUCACAUGAACAUCCAAAACAAAUUCCAACAACUUCAACAGUUUAUUCUGCCGCUUCAUCCUCAACCGAGUUUCCGUUUACUGAAAUUAAUAAUGAAAACACUGUAAUUAAUCAAAACAUACAAAAAAGCGAUGAAGGAAUUGAUGUUUUAAAACCAAAAAAAAAAGAACAAGCAACACAACAGCAACAAGCUGAUCAAAGUUCCGUCAAUGAUAUCAAAGCUAAUACCCAAGAAACUGCUUUCAACUCAACAGCCCAGGCUCCAAAGAACAUUGUUGCCUUAUAUAUUGGAGACUUGGACCCUCGAGUAACUGAAAAAAUGUUAACAGAAACAUUUUCUAAAUAUAAAUCUUUAACAUCUGCGAAAUUAUGUGUUGAUUCUAUCACAAAGAAAUCUCUAGGUUACGGAUAUAUUAAUUUUUCAAAUGAAAAUGAUGCUGAAUUGGCUAUGGAUGAGUUUAAUUAUUUACCACUUUGCGGGAAAGAGGUUAGAAUUAUGCCCUCUUUAAGGAACUCAUUUUAUAGAAAAAAUAUUGGAACCAAUGUUUUUUUUUCCAAUUUACCAUUGGAAAACCAAAAUUUAACAAGCAGGAUAUUUUAUGAUACAUUCAAGAAAUAUGGCUCAAUUUUAAGUUGUAAAUUGGAUAGACGAAAAAAUAUUGGGUUUGUUUAUUAUACCGAUCAUGAAAGCGCCAAAAAUCUGAUUGCUGAUUAUAAUAACAAACUAUUUUUUGGAACCAAUAUUAAAUGUGGUAUCCAUUUUGACAAAGAAGUUAGGACUUCACCUGAAUUUGAAACAAGGAAGUCAAACUUGGAUAUAGAAACUAUUACAAAGGAAACUUUGAUUUCAGAAAACGACAAAGAGUUAGAGGAUAAUUGUAAUGAAGAAGAUGGUAUAAAAGUUCCACAUCCGAAUGCAAUUUUUGUUAAAAAUUUACCGUUGCAUGUUAAAAAGGAAGAUAUUUUAGAUUUUUUCAGUGAGGCUGGCCCAGUUAAAUCUAUUUAUUCAUGCAAAGUAUACAAAUUCAGUUCCUCAUGGGCCUUUAUCACAUACAAAAGAGGUUCGGAUACCAAAAAUGCCAUCAAAUUAUUGAAUAACAGAAUGUUUAAAAAUAAAAAAGUUCAAGUCCAAAAAGCUGAAAAAAUUAAUAAGAAAGAGAUGAAGGAAAACACAGAAGUUGAUAACUAUGAACCCAGUAAUUUUAAACCCAACACUUAUAAAACCGUUAUUUAUUUAACCAAUUUGAGUAGUACCUGCAAUAAUGAUUUUUUAACAUUUUUAUGCAACCAAGAGAGAAUUAGAAUUAAAAAUGUGGCUAUCCGUUGGUACAAUAAAGAGUCUUGUACCUAUUCUGGACAUAUCUCAUUUAAUACUAAAAAUGACGCCAUUAGAUUUUUCAGUUUCAUGAACAAAAAAUUGAUUGGUGAUAGCGUUGUUAAAGUAUCAUGGCAACCAGAAAAAAAAACCGAGUCAUUGGUUGAACAAAUUCCAGAUUUGGUAACAUCUCAAUCUUCAGUUUCUUCGACAUGUUCAUCACCUUUAUCAUUGUUGAGUGGUCCAAUGUCUUAUAAAAGAAUUGCAAAUGAUACUACUGCACUUACAACUCCAUUAGCCGAUAUUUCGGAAACUGUUGCUAAAUAUAAUAACAAAACAGAAAGAAAACACAGUUAUUAUCAUAAUUAUAAGAAAUUUCCAAAUACUAGUAAAAAUACUGGCAAUAUUAACAAAAAUAAUGAUAUUGUUAAUAAUAAAGAUAUGUGCUACCAUAGGAACGAUGACAGUAACUUUAGAUUGGCGCAUACUUUUUAUCAAUUGCCUAAAGAAGCAAACACAUUAGCUCGCAAAGAAAUAUUAAAAAUUCUAGAAACAGAAAUAAAAAAGGGAAUUGAUUUCUUGAAAUACCCAGCAGCCACUCAAAAACAGAAUUUAAGAUGCAUUACUGAAUACAUUUUUGAAAUUUACUGGAGGGGCAAUAUUGAAAAAUUGACAGCUUUUAUUUUGUUGCUAAACAAUGAACCAAGAAAUGAAAUAAUAUUAUACAGGCAAAUUGAAGAAAGUAUUAAUUUUUUAGGAUUCUCUUAUAUGACUUAG